Musca vetustissima is the source of this 968-nucleotide messenger RNA. RefSeq names its product larval cuticle protein LCP-30 (gene Cpr49Ac). The coding region runs from base 16 to 966 and encodes 316 amino acids. Lineage: Eukaryota; Metazoa; Arthropoda; Insecta; Diptera; Muscidae. Gene Ontology annotation, molecular function: structural constituent of chitin-based larval cuticle. Gene Ontology annotation, cellular component: chitin-based extracellular matrix. The transcript has 6 exons. The record is from RefSeq and is a predicted model, not a curated record.
AAUAAAAGUGCAAACAUGAAUAAAAGCGUGAUUGUGUUCUUCACAAUUGUGGCCACCGCUAUUGCUUUGAGCAGUGCUGCACCCGCUAAGGGCGAUAACGGCAAGUAUAAUGUUUCAGGUCGCAAUGAUGGCAAAUAUCAUCCAGUAGAUGAUGGCAAAUAUCGUCCAAGGUCAAAUGAUGAAGGUCGUUAUCAUCACAUGCCCGUGCCAUAUGUACAUGUUUCGGAUAACCGUGAAUUAGGUAAAUAUGUGCAUAUACCAAAUCCUUAUGAUGGCGGUUAUGGUCCAUACAGUGGCACCAACAUUCCCUAUAACCAUGAUGCCCGUCCCUAUGUGCAUGAUGACAAACCCUACGAUCACAAUCUGUACACAAGUACCACAACCAAGAAACCUACAACCACUACAACAACCACCACCACAACAACUACCACAACCACGACUACACCACGCAGCAUUCUCUUCAAUUAUGAUGAUGAAGGUCGCCAUAAGAUUUUGCAUCAGGAAAAUGAACGUAAAGCCGAUAAAUAUGAUCAUGCUUUCCUAACUGAGAACGGUAUUUAUGGUGAAGAACAGGCUAAACUACAUCAUACUGGAGGUACCCAUGCUAAGGGUCGUUAUGAAUACACCGGUGAUGAUGGCAAACUCUAUCGUGUCAACUACAAAAGUACCCACGAAGGUUUCGUGCCAGAGGGUGACCACAUUCCCACACCACCCCCAAUUCCAGAGGCCAUUGCCCGUGCUCUGAAAUAUGUCGAUGAGAAACGCAAGGCCAAUGGUGAAAAACCUCUGUUCGAUGAACGUGGUUUCCGCAUUGAUCACAUGAGCAAGGACAUGCUGAAGGAGAUUAAGGCCAUUCACAUUGAAGAAAUGCCCCGUGAAAUUGCCGAACAAAUCCAUGAAUUGCAAUUGGAGAUGGAAGCACUGUAUGGCAACUUGGACGAUGAUGAUUCCUAUGAUUACAACUAAAG